AUGGAACCAAAGAAUAAUUCUGUAGUGUCUGAGUUCAUCUUGCUAGGACUGACCAAAUCUCAGAACCUCCAAAUUUUCUUCUUCCUGGGGUUCUCUUUGGUGUAUAUUGGAAUUGUAUUAGGAAACCUGCUAAUCUUGAUCACUGUGGCCUUUGACUCACAUCUUCACACUCCAAUGUAUUUUCUGCUGGCAAAUCUCUCAUUAAUUGACAUGAUCUUGGGCUCCUUUGCUACCCCAAAGAUGAUUGUGGACUUUCUACGAGAGCAGAAGACUAUCUCCUGGUGGGGAUGUUUCUCCCAGAUGUUCUUUAUGCACAUCCUUGGUGGGAGUGAAAUGAUGCUGCUUGUUGCCAUGGCGAUAGAUAGAUAUGUUGCCAUAUGUAAACCCCUUCACUACAUGACUAUUAUGAAUCAUCGGGUGCUUCUGGGACUGAUACUGACUUCUUAUGCAGUUGGUUUUGUGCACUCAUCAAGCCAGAUGGCUUUUAUGUUGAAUUUGCCCUUCUGUGGACCCAAUACUGUGGACAGCUUCUUCUGUGACCUUCCCUUGGUGAUCAAACUUGCUUGUAGAGACACUUAUGUGCUACAGCUUCUGGUAAUUGCUGAUAGUGGACUCUUGUCCCUCAUUUGUUUCAUUCUUUUACUCUUCUCUUACACAAUUAUAAUAUAUUCUGUUCGGCACAGAGCUUCUGGUGGGUCUUCCAAGGCUCUUUCCACUUUGUCAGCUCACAUUACUGUGGUAACUUUAUUCUUUGCACCAUGUGUCUUCAUCUAUGUGUGGCCUUUCAGUAGAUAUUCUGUUGAUAAAAUACUUUCUGUGUUUUACACAAUUUUCACACCCUUACUGAAUCCCAUAAUUUAUACACUGAGGAACCAAGAGGUAAAGGCAGCCAUUAAGAAAAUACGGAAUCAACACAUAAAUUCCAAACACAACUUGUAAUUGAGAGUUCUGAAGAAUUUUCUUCUCUAG
Molecule: messenger RNA, 969 nt
Organism: Monodelphis domestica (gray short-tailed opossum)
Lineage: Eukaryota; Metazoa; Chordata; Mammalia; Didelphimorphia; Didelphidae
Gene: OR4K13
Product: olfactory receptor family 4 subfamily K member 13
Biological process (GO): G protein-coupled receptor signaling pathway
Cellular component (GO): membrane
Molecular function (GO): olfactory receptor activity; G protein-coupled receptor activity
Source: RefSeq, a predicted model, not a curated record